GCCACUCUGCGCGCCGGCGGGGGCUGCGCAGGAGGAGCGCUCCGCGGCCACGGCGCUGCGCGGCCCGCGCGGCGACACCUGUUCGCGGCAGCCCGGGCAGCACGCGAGCUCCGGGACGCGGUCCUCGCCCGCCGCUUGCCGCUCGCCUCACUGCAAGCCGCUGGACCUCCGCAGAGCCUCUGCAGCGUUCUGGAUACUAGCUUUGGACGCCGAAAGUUUUUUCCCCCUUCUUUUUGUUAUAUUAUCUUUAUUUUUUGGAGGAGGGACUGGGAGGAGAGAUUUGUCGCCGCCGCCAACGUGAGAUUUUUUUUUUCCCCUUGAAGGAUUCAUGCUGAUGUCUGCAGAGUCGGUUAGAGAGUAAAAACAGCGCAUGCCUUUCUGGAGUCAGGAUCCGUAAAUUCUGACGUAGCCCGAGCAUCUUAAAAAUCCCUGUAAUAUCGCCCAGGCACUUACGUUGCUAUGGUCAUUCUGAUCUCUAAGCAAAUGGAGAAACUACGGAUUUUUUUCCCUUAUUACGGUCGGAUGGGAUGAAGACCUUUCUGCCUGCUGAGAGUCGAGGCUCCAUAUGUAGCGAUGCAUAGCUGUGUUGAUCAAUGUCAGUGUGUGAGUAUAAAGUGGUGGCUUCUUAGACUAUCAGUGGUUUGACCUUGAACCUGUGCCAGAGAAACAGCCGAUUACUUUUAUUUAUGCAUCGGAUGGAUUGAAGAAAAGAACCCUUUUUCCCUCUCUGUCUGCAACUGCGGCAAGGGAGGGGAGUUGGAUAUACCUCGCCUAGUGUCUCCUGGUUGAUACCAUCAUUAUUGUUUAUUCUUGUGCUUAAAAGCCGAGUCCUCUGAUGGCUCCCUUAGGUGAAGUUGGGAGCUAUUUCGGUGUGCAGGACGCGGUACCGUUCGGGAACGUACCGGUGUUGCCGGUGGACAGUCCGGUGUUGCUAAGUGACCACCUGGGUCAGUCCGAAGCAGGGGGGCUGCCCCGGGGCCCCGCAGUCACGGACUUGGAUCAUUUAAAGGGGAUUCUCAGGCGGAGGCAGCUGUACUGCAGGACUGGAUUUCAUUUAGAGAUCUUCCCCAACGGUACUAUCCAGGGAACCAGGAAAGACCACAGCCGCUUCGGCAUUCUGGAAUUUAUCAGUAUAGCAGUGGGCCUGGUCAGCAUUCGCGGUGUGGACAGUGGACUCUACCUCGGCAUGAACGAGAAGGGGGAGCUGUAUGGAUCAGAAAAACUAACACAGGAAUGUGUGUUCAGAGAACAGUUUGAAGAGAACUGGUACAACACCUACUCUUCCAACCUCUAUAAACAUGUGGACACCGGAAGGAGAUACUAUGUUGCAUUAAAUAAGGACGGGACUCCAAGAGAAGGGACCAGGACUAAACGGCACCAGAAAUUUACACAUUUUUUACCUAGACCAGUGGACCCUGACAAAGUACCUGAACUAUAUAAGGAUAUUCUAAGCCAAAGCUGACAAAGACAGUGUCUUCACUUGAGCCCUUAAAACAUAACCACUAUAAAUGCUUUCAUGCGGUGGGUUCUUAUUGAUUAGCAGUGCCGUCACCUCAGCUCCACUGUUGCCAAACUUUGUCGCAUGCAUAUGAAUGAUGGAAGCUUGGAUGAGGACUUGCCAAUUUGCUCUGCACUUACUGGCUGGUCCUCCUGGAGGGCUGCCUAGGGCCACUUGCUUGAUUUAUUACAAAAGCAGGGGAGAGAGGCUGCGGGAGAGGGUGCGAGUGCAUGAGUGAGUGGAGGGGACUGCAGCGCGCCACGAGGACAAUGGCCUGAUGCAUGCUGGGAAAUAGACACGCUUUUACAUUUUUGAUCAGUUGAACUUCAUUCUAUAUCAGCACAGCUGCCAUACUUCAACUCAUCAGGAUUUUUGGCUGGUGGCCUGCUCAAGGGAACACUGCCUUUCCACAGGCGUGGAGAGAGCAGUCUCACUUAAAAAGACUAUCAGUUCAUUCACACUGGUAUCAUAGCCCAGUGAAUUUAAAGCAAAGACCUCUUAGUUUAAAAGAAAAAAAAAAAAAGAAAGAAAAAAAAGAAAAGAAAAAGAAAAAAACAAGGAAAAAAAGAAAAAAAAGAAAAAAGGUUAAAUUUAUUUAUAGAAAUUCCAAAGGCAACAUUUUAUUUAUUUUAUAUAUUUAUUUAUUAUAUAGAGUUUAUUUUUAAUGAAAUAUGUACAGGCCAGAUAGGCAUUUUGGAAGCUUUAGGCUCUGUAGGCAUUAAAUGGCAAAGUCUGCUAUGAACCUGUGGUAACUUCAUGCAAGUAGGUAUACGAGAAAUUCUAAUGGCCCUAAUGUACUAAAGGCGACAAUCUAUUUUGUGCCCAUAUUAUUGUAAACUUCUGCACAUCGCUCAUGACACUGAGGAGUCACUCUUCAGACUGCUUGUUUCAUAGCUUAUCCCAGAGGAUUAAAGAUAAACUGGGUUUCAACCCUUCAUUUCGUGUCUGUAAUUUUCCUCUCUCGUAAUUCAGUCUCUCAGUGUAACUGGGCGGUUGGAACAUAUGAGGGUUGGUGUAUGUCUUACUUGUUUUAAUCUAUUGCAGAGUGUACCAAAGCUAAGCAAUGACUAUGCGUUUUAAAUUUCAGCCCACUUCUGUGACAACAGGGCUAACAUCAAACAUGGCACUGAUUAAAAAUUCCCAAGGGAGAGGAAAAUCCAUUUACAUAGCUCCUCCUCCUCUUCCUCCGCCUCUUCCUCCUCUUCCUCUUCGACUUCCUCGGCCUCCUCUUCUUUUCUUUCUUUUCUUUUCUUUUCUUUUCUUUUCUUUUCUUUUCUUUUCUUUUCUUUUCUUUUCUUUUCUUUUCUUUUCUUUUCUUUUCUUUCUUUUCUUUUCUUUUCUCUUCUCUUCUCUUCUCUUCUUUUCUUUUCUUUUCUUUUCUUUUCUUUUCUUUCCUUUUCUUUUCUUUUCUGAGGCAAAAAUUAGAUGACCGGGAUCAUUCUUGUAAACAUUUUAUUUGUGUCUUGGCUAUCAAAUAUGAAAUUCUACAUGGACCCUAGGGCUCACUAUAACAUUUUUAAUGGAGCUGGCAUUUGGUGUGAACUGUCAUAAUCACAUGGGGUUAGUAACCUCCAAGUUAAACUGGCAACAUGGAACUAAUGUCUUCAUCAGUAACGACCUUGGAGGGGUUACUGUAGCCAUUGCCUGUGCUUCAUCUCCGAAUCGGACUUCAGCAGUUCUCAGAGAAGUGGGUACUAAAUAGAACACUGUUUACAAAACCUUUUAUAACAUUAUAUGCUGAAAAGCCCAAGAAUACAUACUUAUUUGAUAGCCAAAAUCCUCCUGUUGGGUAAGGGAGACUAUUUCUCUCUCACUAUAUACCAAGGUGAAAAGAGCCAAGUUCUUGAAGCAAUAAAGAAAUCUAUAACACAUUCUCACUCUCUAGCUCGUUGAUGUGGGGAAAUUGAAAGUGACAGCUAAAAAAAUAUGUUUGAAUUUGUGCAGCUAAUUUUAAGAUGCAAUAUUCUGGCUUCACUUUGCUUGGAUGCACAUUCUCGAUGGGAAGCGAAAGCGUGUCACUGGCAAGGGAUAGCUGUUGUGGUCUAGAAAUGCCUGUCUUCCUGUCCUGAGCAAAUCCAUGUAGCCAUCUUAUGGUCCAAGCUGGAGCGGGUGACGAUCUUCCGUGCUGAUGAGCAUUAGGGAGGAACUUGUAUUUGGAACUGAGAGAUGUCACAGAGAGAGGAGCCAGACGCUCUGUGGAUCAGGCAAUAGGAUAAAGAUCAGGAUGCAUUCUGCAUGUGUGUUCUGUGGAUCCCCCACCCGCUUUCUAAACAGGAGCCGGCGUGAAUUUUGAGCAGUGUUUUUGUUUGUUAUUUAACACUUUGCUGCUAAAAUGUACACAUACUCAGAUUUCCAUUUAUCCAAAAGCACUUAUUUUAUUUUAUUUUGCUGCAAAAGAUUCAACAUUUGGCCAUAGGAAAGAAUUAGGUUGGUAGGAUGUCAUAGCUGUAAUAUCUGAAGAAAUUGAUUUUAGGAGACAGCCAAUAAUAAUCAUAAAGUAGCAGGUGUUCCAGAAAAUCAGCCCAGAAGAAUAAAAAAGAACUGUGCAGAAACUAAAAAUUUCAUAUAUUCCCAGAAAAUGCUACUUUAAUGUCUCUUUUUGGACUUUGUUUUGGUACUUUUUUUUUUUUUUUUUCCUUUCUGAAAAGCAAAAUGUUGUCUGCUUUUGGUAACCAGUACAAUAAACUGUAAUGGUCUGUAAAUAAAUAAAUAUUGAUGUAUGCUAUUUAUGUAAAUAGGCAUUCUGGGAGGGAAGAUGGCUCAGGGUUUCUGUGUAUCACCCUGGGAAGUGGAUGGAUUCUUUCCAGCUCUCCGGUUUGCAUCAGGUUCAGUUCCUGCUUUAAGAGGCACAAAGCCUGUUGGAUGGCAGCCCCAUGCCACUGUGGGCUGGGUGAUUCCAGCUCAGAAGCAGAUGCUCAGAUAGCCAAACCACUCUCUCGUUGGUGCCAACACUGGCAUCCUGGUCAAAGUCUUAGCCAGGGUGGACUGAACCACCUUCCCAUCUGUCAUGCAAAUGUCCCCAAGCAGUGUUGAAGGACAUGCCAGGUCAGUGUUGGAACCUGCCCUGCCAGGUCCUGUUUUGUAGAUUAAAAAAAAAAUGGCUUCAGUCGGUGGUGUUUUCCCUAUUUCAUCUCAUUAACACUGAAAUAUUGUGUCACUUACUUGAUAAUCUGUAAUUGAAUGUAAAUACAUACAGGAUUAUGUACGUUGUGUAAAUACAUAAUUACAGACUUUGGAAAA
This is a messenger RNA of Mus musculus (house mouse), 4738 nucleotides long. RefSeq names its product fibroblast growth factor 9 (gene Fgf9). The record is from RefSeq and is marked validated. Gene Ontology annotation, biological process: male gonad development; positive regulation of vascular associated smooth muscle cell proliferation. Gene Ontology annotation, molecular function: growth factor activity. The transcript is spliced from 3 exons. The coding region runs from base 836 to 1462 and encodes 208 amino acids. Gene Ontology annotation, cellular component: extracellular region. NCBI's taxonomy places the organism in Eukaryota, Metazoa, Chordata, Mammalia, Rodentia, Muridae.